This is a messenger RNA of Cantharellus anzutake, 423 nucleotides long. RefSeq lists its product as uncharacterized. The transcript has a single exon. NCBI's taxonomy places the organism in Eukaryota, Fungi, Basidiomycota, Agaricomycetes, Cantharellales, Hydnaceae. The coding region runs from base 1 to 423 and encodes 140 amino acids. The record is from RefSeq and is a predicted model, not a curated record.
AUGUCAGUUGACCCUAUGUUUAACGUGUCCUACGAAAGGCAACAGGCCCAGGACCGGGAAACCAUACGGUCAACCAUCACUGGGGGGACUCCGCCCGUUGCCCAACAUCAAGGUGGAUCCCAGAGCCGUGGUGCAGCACCAAAUGGGUCUCAGGUGUCUGACUCCACAAGGUAUGGAGGGAUGCCACUCCCAUAUGCCGCUGGCACGGAUGGAUACCCAACUGGCCCAACGGCCGUGCCCGCUUCUGGGGGGCCUGCACCACCCCACCUUCCCUGGUCCCUGGUAGGGCCCACCCGCAAUGCCGCCAUCCCUCAUACUCAGCUGGGACUGGUAGCAUUUACUUUGGAGGACGGAUGGGUGCAUAAUUCCAUCGAAUCCCCAGCUCGUCCAAUCUCUGUGGGAACUCGUUUUGCUCGUGUGUAG